AUGCCUGUCCCAGGUUGGACUAAGAUGUCGGAGGAGCAGCGCGAGCUGGCGAGGGACUGGUAUAGCCGCGGGAAGAAGCCAUCCGAGAUAGCUGAGCUGCUAGGUAGGGACACCUCGACCAUGACACGGCUUCUGUGUAUGCAGAAACAGCCGAAGAAACAGGGCCGGCCAAAAGCCUUGACCACGGCACAGGUCGACUUGCUCGAGCGGCGGCUGGAUGAGCUGAUCGUGAAGGUGGACGGCGCGACUACCAUCACCGUCGAGACCUUGAAGAAGGCGACAAAAUCCAAGGCAAGCACGCAAUGCAUCUUGCAUGCACUGCACAAGCGGAACAUUUACUUCCGCAAGCUUCGGGAGAAGCCUGUGCUGACGCCUGCGGAUAUCCGAGACAGGUAUGCGUUCGCGAAGAAGUAUCGUGGCAAAUCGAAGCAGUGGUGGCUUAGCAAUGUGCAUGCGUUCAUCGACGGGAAGCACUUUCAGGUUUACCUGACUGGAGCUGAACGUGUGCGUGCCGCCAAGCACGUCACGUUUGGUGCUUACCGCCGCCCUGGACAAGGUUUGUGCAAAGGCUAUGUGAAACCCAAGGAGGGCAAUCUGAGGCACAACACCGGAGCCAAGGGUGUCUUGCUGCAUGUGGGUGUCGGCGCCGGCAAGGUCAUCUCUGUCCAGGAGGUCGCAGGGCGGUGGAAUGGUAACCCGGCGAGCGUUUUCUACAAGACACUUGCCAAGGACUUGGCUAAGGCAUGGCCUGGUAAGCGCAAGUACACAGUCCUCGAGGACAAUGACCCGACCGGGUACAAGUCUUCGAAGGGUUUGGCUGCGAAGCACGAAGCCCAGAUUGGUGUCCUGGAGAUCCCGAAGCGUAGCCCAGAUCUCUCGGUCUUGGAUUAUGCCAUUUGGAAGGAGGUCAACAAGCGCCUGCGGAAGCAGGAGAAGACGUGGAGUGGCGCCAAGCGUGAGACGCGGCCGCAGUACCUGAAGCGCCUGAAGAGGACCAUCCGCAACCUGCCCAAAGCCUUCCUUGAGGACAGCAUCGGGGACAUGGUGCAGGCGAGGCCGGAGGCCACGCUGCGACCCGGCAACUUCUCCUUGACCUUGAUGUGUGAUUGGCUUGCGCCAGAGCUCGCCAUGCCUAGCUCCAGCUCCUCGUCCUCCGGCGACGAUGACUGUCCAGCUGCUGUGGCCCAGCCCGACUGGCUGACCCAGGAGGACGCUGCUGCCCGUAGCAUGGUCUUCCUGGUGACGUUCGCUGCUGUUCUGAGCGAGACUGCUCUGGAAGCCGAAACUCCUCUGAAAGACUUGGCAGACCUCUCCCGCCUCCAAGUUCGGGAUGCCUUGUUGGACGCAGUCGCGCAUCCUGUGCCGGAGGCGACUCCUCGAGGUGGGCGGCCUCGGAGCAAGGUUUUGGAGGUCGUGAAGCUCGUUGUGUUUCUGGAGGAGCCAAAGCACUUCCACGCAGCUCUCAAGCUGAACACUUCAACGCGGUUCAUGCCACUAAAACUCGCGCUGCGGCAGCGGUCUGGCUUGGCCUCGCAUUGGAGCACAACGCACAAGCAGUGGUGGAGUGCCUUGCGCUAUGGUGUUUUCACAACGGAGCGGAAGCCUGUUGUUGACUUCCAACCAGUAGCGUGGCUGAAGAGUCUCGGAAGUUUGGAGGCAAUCCAGGUUGGAGACCGUCCGUGCCAAGAGUUUGUUGUUCCUGGUAGGGAUGCAGUUGUCCUUAACCUCUACGAGGAAUCCCAGGAGCCUUGGAGUGCCACCAUGUGGACCAAGCGGCGCCAACAGGCCGAGGCUGCUGCUGCUGGUGCUGAGGCUUCCGGUGGCAAGAAAGCACGAGUCCCCAAGUUCAACCUCUUGGACUUCACGGCUCUGGUUCUGGAAAAAAAGCUGCUGACUCCAAGUGCAGUGCUAGCUUAUGUGCAGGAGUACGGCUCGCACGCCUGCCAGCUCUUCUGUGUGCGGAACCAGAAGCGGCUUUCUGAACUGAUCGCUGGUGCGGAGCAGUGGCAAGGUGCAAAGCAGCAGCAUGCACUGGAGCAGGAGAGCGACUGGGCAGUAGUGCAGAGACUCGCGCAGACAAGUUGCAGCUGUCAAGGCAGCUGUGAGUGGUCAGAGGCGGCAUGCGACUUCUUCAGCCGCAACCAUGCCACUAUUGACCAGGAGCUGCUUGCAGCCAGCUUAGCUAACGUUAUCUGCCACGGUCCGAGCAAGACAGCCCGUGUCCCCAUGCUAGCCGGCACGACCAAUGCCGGGAAGAGUAUGAUCUUGGAUCCACUUGUCAACGUCUUCGGCCGAAACGCAGUGGACUUUUGCCCAGCCCUCGGAGCAUCGAUGGCCCUGAGUUCGCUGGCGACCAACAAAGCUAUUCGCUUCAUCUACUGGGACGAGUUCUCUCCUACAGAGUUUGCGUCUCGCCCAGCAAGGUCGCCCACAGUGCCUGCCGUGACUUUCAAGAAGCUUUUUGCGGGCCAAAUCUUGCGAAUUCAGGUGAGCCAGUCGCAUCACGAUGGCAAUCCUGAUUUCAAGUGGACGAGAGGUGCAGCACUCACGGCUCCGCUGGAGGGACUGUGGGAUGCAACCUCACCGGUUUCCCGAGAGGAUGUGCGGCAUAUGCAAAGUCGCGUCAUCCAAUUUGAUGCUCAUGUUGCCAUCAAUGGGGCCUUAAAGAAGGUACCACAUUGUUGGACUAAGAUGUCGGAGGAGCAGCGCGAGCUGGCGAGGGACUGGUAUAGCCGCGGGAAGAAGCCAUCCGAGAUAGCUGAGCUGCUAGGUAGGGACACCUCGACCAUGACACGGCUUCUGUGUAUGCAGAAACAGCCGAAGAAACAGGGCCGGCCAAAAGCCUUGACCACGGCACAGGUCGACUUGCUCGAGCGGCGGCUGGAUGAGCUGAUCGUGAAGGUGGACGGCGCGACUACCAUCACCGUCGAGACCUUGAAGAAGGCGACAAAAUCCAAGGCAAGCACGCAAUGCAUCUUGCAUGCACUGCACAAGCGGAACAUUUACUUCCGCAAGCUUCGGGAGAAGCCUGUGCUGACGCCUGCGGAUAUCCGAGACAGGUAUGCGUUCGCGAAGAAGUAUCGUGGCAAAUCGAAGCAGUGGUGGCUUAGCAAUGUGCAUGCGUUCAUCGACGGGAAGCACUUUCAGGUUUACCUGACUGGAGCUGAACGUGUGCGUGCCGCCAAGCACGUCACGUUUGGUGCUUACCGCCGCCCUGGACAAGGUUUGUGCAAAGGCUAUGUGAAACCCAAGGAGGGCAAUCUGAGGCACAACACCGGAGCCAAGGGUGUCUUGCUGCAUGUGGGUGUCGGCGCCGGCAAGGUCAUCUCUGUCCAGGAGGUCGCAGGGCGGUGGAAUGGUAACCCGGCGAGCGUUUUCUACAAGACACUUGCCAAGGACUUGGCUAAGGCAUGGCCUGGUAAGCGCAAGUACACAGUCCUCGAGGACAAUGACCCGACCGGGUACAAGUCUUCGAAGGGUUUGGCUGCGAAGCACGAAGCCCAGAUUGGUGUCCUGGAGAUCCCGAAGCGUAGCCCAGAUCUCUCGGUCUUGGAUUAUGCCAUUUGGAAGGAGGUCAACAAGCGCCUGCGGAAGCAGGAGAAGACGUGGAGUGGCGCCAAGCGUGAGACGCGGCCGCAGUACCUGAAGCGCCUGAAGAGGACCAUCCGCAACCUGCCCAAAGCCUUCCUUGAGGACAGCAUCGGGGACAUGGUGCAGGCGAGGCCGGAGGCCACGCUGCGACCCGGCAACUUCUCCUUGACCUUGAUGUGUGAUUGGCUUGCGCCAGAGCUCGCCAUGCCUAGCUCCAGCUCCUCGUCCUCCGGCGACGAUGACUGUCCAGCUGCUGUGGCCCAGCCCGACUGGCUGACCCAGGAGGACGCUGCUGCCCGUAGCAUGGUCUUCCUGGUGACGUUCGCUGCUGUUCUGAGCGAGACUGCUCUGGAAGCCGAAACUCCUCUGAAAGACUUGGCAGACCUCUCCCGCCUCCAAGUUCGGGAUGCCUUGUUGGACGCAGUCGCGCAUCCUGUGCCGGAGGCGACUCCUCGAGGUGGGCGGCCUCGGAGCAAGGUUUUGGAGGUCGUGAAGCUCGUUGUGUUUCUGGAGGAGCCAAAGCACUUCCACGCAGCUCUCAAGCUGAACACUUCAACGCGGUUCAUGCCACUAAACCUCGCGCUGCGGCAGCGGUCUGGCUUGGCCUCGCAUUGGAGCACAACGCACAAGCAGUGGUGGAGUGCCUUGCGCUAUGGUGUUUUCACAACGGAGCGGAAGCCUGUUGUUGACUUCCAACCAGUAGCGUGGCUGAAGAGUCUCGGAAGUUUGGAGGCAAUCCAGGUUGGAGACCGUCCGUGCCAAGAGUUUGUUGUUCCUGGUAGGGAUGCAGUUGUCCUUAACCUCUACGAGGAAUCCCAGGAGCCUUGGAGUGCCACCAUGUGGACCAAGCGGCGCCAACAGGCCGAGGCUGCUGCUGCUGGUGCUGAGGCUUCCGGUGGCAAGAAAGCACGAGUCCCCAAGUUCAACCUCUUGGACUUCACGGCUCUGGCUCUGGAAAAAAAGCUGCUGACUCCAAGUGCAGUGCUAGCUUAUGUGCAGGAGUACGGCUCGCACGCCUGCCAGCUCUUCUGUGUGCGGAACCAGAAGCGGCUUUCUGAACUGAUCGCUGGUGCGGAGCAGUGGCAAGGUGCAAAGCAGCAGCAUGCACUGGAGCAGGAGAGCAGCUGUGAGUGGUCAGAGGCGGCAUGCGACUUCUUCAGCCGCAACCAUGUGGAGUUUGCAACUAGGUUUGCAACUAGGCUUGCGCCAGAGCUCGCCAUGCCUAGCUCCAGCUCCUCGUCCUCCGGCGACGAUGACUGUCCAGCUGCUGUGGCCCGGCUGACCCAGGAGGACGCUGCUGCCCGUAGCAUGGUCUUCCUGGUGACGUUCGCUGCUGUUCUGAGCGAGACUGCUCUGGAAGCCGAAACUCCUCUGAAAGACUUGGCAGCCCUCUCCCGCCUCCAAGUUCGGGAUGCCUUGUUGGACGCAGUCGCGCAUCCUGUGCCGGAGGCGACUCCUCGAGGUGGGCGGCCUCGGAGCAAGGUUUUGGAGGUCGUGAAGCUCGUUGUGUUUCUGGAGGAGCCAAAGCACUUCCACGCAGCUCUCAAGCUGAACACUUCAACGCGGUUCAUGCCACUAAAACUCGCGCUGCGGCAGCGGUCUGGCUUGGCCUCGCAUUGGAGCACAACGCACAAGCAGUGGUGGAGUGCCUUGCGCUAUGGUGUUUUCACAACGGAGCGGAAGCCUGUUGUUGACUUCCAACCAGUAGCGUGGCUGAAGAGUCUCGGAAGUUUGGAGGCAAUCCAGGUUGGAGACCGUCCGUGCCAAGAGUUUGUUGUUCCUGGUAGGGAUGCAGUUGUCCUUAACCUCUACGAGGAAUCCCAGGAGCCUUGGAGUGCCACCAUGUGGACCAAGCGGCGCCAACAGGCCGAGGCUGCUGCUGCUGGUGCUGAGGCUUCCGGUGGCAAGAAAGCACGAGUCCCCAAGUUCAACCUCUUGGACUUCACGGCUCUGGUUCUGGAAAAAAAGCUGCUGACUCCAAGUGCAGUGCUAGCUUAUGUGCAGGAGUACGGCUCGCACGCCUUCCAGCUCUUCUGUGUGCGGAACCAGAAGCGGCUUUCUGAACUGAUCGCUGGUGCGGAGCAGUGGCAAGGUGCAAAGCAGCAGCAUGCACUGGAGCAGGAGAGCGACUGGGCAGUAUUGCAGAGACUCGCGCAGACAAGUUGCAGCUGUCAAGGCAGCUGUGAGUGGUCAGAGGCGGCAUGCGACUUCUUCAGCCGCAACCAUGCCACUAUUGACCAGGAGCUGCUUGCAGCCAGCUUAGCUAACGUUAUCUGCCACGGUCCGAGCAAGACAGCCCGUGUCCCCAUGCUAGCCGGCACGACCAAUGCCGGGAAGAGUAUGAUCUUGGAUCCACUUGUCAACGUCUUCGGCCGAAACGCAGUGGACUUUUGCCCAGCCCUCGGAGCAUCGAUGGCCCUGAGUUCGCUGGCGACCAACAAAGCUAUUCGCUUCAUCUACUGGGACGAGUUCUCUCCUACAGAGUUUGCGUCUCGCCCAGCAAGGUCGCCCACAGUGCCUGCCGUGACUUUCAAGAAGCUUUUUGCGGGCCAAAUCUUGCGAAUUCAGGUGAGCCAGUCGCAUCACGAUGGCAAUCCUGAUUUCAAGUGGACGAGAGGUGCAGCACUCACGGCUCCGCUGGAGGGACUGUGGGAUGCAACCUCACCGGUUUCCCGAGAGGAUGUGCGGCAUAUGCAAAGUCGCGUCAUCCAAUUUGAUGCUCAUGUUGCCAUCAAUGGGGCCUUAAAGAAGGUACCACAUUGCGCCUCGAGCUGGUGCAGAUUCGUAACGGAAUCCUCUGCUGCGUACGCAGCACGCCGUCAAAGGCACUUGAGUGCCAGCGCAGCAGACCCGGUGAUUGAUGAGGAAGACCUGUAA
This is a messenger RNA of Symbiodinium sp. CCMP2592, 6468 nucleotides long. The record is from the annotation of a GenBank genome assembly. NCBI's taxonomy places the organism in Eukaryota, Dinophyceae, Suessiales, Symbiodiniaceae.